Megalobrama amblycephala (Wuchang bream) is the source of this 553-nucleotide messenger RNA. RefSeq names its product ATP synthase membrane subunit j (gene atp5mj). Bases 152 to 313 code for a protein of 53 amino acids. The record is from RefSeq and is a predicted model, not a curated record. Gene Ontology annotation, cellular component: mitochondrion. The transcript is spliced from 4 exons. Lineage: Eukaryota; Metazoa; Chordata; Actinopteri; Cypriniformes; Xenocyprididae.
AAAUACAUUCGUUACAUGCGGACUUUUAUUUUGAUACCGGGGCUUUUAAUUCCAAAGCGGAAACCUGUAGAGAUCUUCCGCUACAUCUCCUAUUGAGCUAGCGCUGAACAGUGACCUUCUCUCAGUGGUCCAGUGCACUUAUAUCUUAGAGAUGGCAGGUGGUGCAUUCGCUGGCUGGUGGACUAAGGUGGCCCCCUACUACACCAAGGCAUACCAGGAGAUGUGGGUUGGUGUAGGGAUCAUGACUUUCAUGUACUACAAACUUUCAUAUGGAGGAAAGAAGAAAGCAGUGCAGUCAAAGCCCGCCCACUGAUUGGACCACCGGAGAGCGUCAUUCCCCAUGUCUUUUCUGUAAAUCUCCCCCUGAAGAACUUCACCUGGAUAUCUGUAUUUUGUUUUAUGGAAACAAUAAAAUGCUUGAUUUGGAUCACAAUAUGGAUAACUCACUGCCUUGUAGUCUUUCCCUCUGUUUUGCAGGAAAUUCAUAUCGGCAAACAUGAAACUGUUUGAUUGUUAACUUAUGAAAUUAAACUACUAAAAAAGUCCUGCCAAA